Messenger RNA from Oxyura jamaicensis (ruddy duck), 1770 nucleotides. RefSeq names its product transcription initiation factor TFIID subunit 4-like. The annotation marks the transcript as partial. Gene Ontology annotation, biological process: anatomical structure morphogenesis. The transcript is spliced from 5 exons. Lineage: Eukaryota; Metazoa; Chordata; Aves; Anseriformes; Anatidae. Gene Ontology annotation, cellular component: cytosol. The record is from RefSeq and is a predicted model, not a curated record.
UCGAGCUCCUCCAAGCCAUGUUCUCAGACCUUGAGGUCCUCCACCCCCUCCCCACGUCCUCCAACCUCCUCGACGUCCUCCAGCUCGUGUCCUCCAACCUUGAGGUCCUCCAACCCACAUCUUCCGACCUCCUCGAGGUCCUCCACCCCCCGUCCUCCAAGCUCCUCGAGCUCCUCCAAGCCAUGUUCUCAGACCUUGAGGUCCUCCACCCCAUCCCCACGUCCUCCAACCCCCUCAGCCUCCUCCACCCCCUGUCCUCCAACCUCCUCGAGCUCCUCCAACUCAUGUCCUCCAACCUUGAGGUCCUCCAGCCCACAUCUUCCGACCUCCUCGAGGUCCUCCAACUCGUGUCCUCAAGCCUCGAGGUCCUCCACCCCCUCCCCACGUCCUCCAACCUCCUCGGGGUCCUCCCCCCCCCGCCCUCCAACCUCCAGCUCCUCCACCCCAAGCCCUCCAGCCUCGCCGUCCUCCACCCCGCCCCCUCCUUGCCCUUACUCCCUCUCCCCCCACGACCUCCUCCUCCUCCCCGACGGUUCCCCGCCGGGUCUCCCGGCCACCCGGGCCACCUUGGCUCGUUCCUCCCCCGUCCUGGAGGCCAUGCUGGGAGGUUCCUUCACCGAAGCCCACCAGGAGGCCGUGGCCUUGCACCUCGCCCCCCGCCGCCCCCUCCUCCUCCUCCUCCACUACCUCCACGGCUGCCGGGGUCCCCCCUGUCCCCAACUGUCCCCUCCCGUGGCCCCCUCGGCCGCCGACGCCGCCGCCGCCUUGGCCCGACGCUACCUGGUGGCCGGCUUCGAGGCCACCGUGGCCACCGGCCUCGUCGCCCCGCCCGCCGCCCUCUGGGAGCUGGCCGAGCGCUGGGGUUGCGUCCCAUUGGCCGCCCGGGCCGCCCGUCUUCUCCUCGAGGGGGACGUCCGACGGGUGGCCCGACAGUUGGCCGAGGUGGCCCGGGUGGCCCGUUGUCCUCCUCGCUUGGCCAAGGCUUUGAUGGCCGCCGUGGCUCCUCGGGGAGCUCGGCCUCGCCUGGAGAUGGGGCAGCCGUGGGGGGGGGGGGGACCCCUUGGUCGGGCCCCUCGGGGACCUGAGGACCUCAAGUACGUCCAGGAGGACCUCAAGGACUUCCAGGAGGACCUCAGGGACUUCCAGGAGGACCUCAAGGAUGGCCAGGAGGACCUCAAGGACGUCCGGGAGGACUUUGAGGACCUCGGGGACACCCCUGAGGACCUUGGGGACCUCCAGGAGGACCUUGGGGACCUCCAGGAGGACCAUGGGGAUGUUGAGGAGGACCUGCAGGACCUCCAGGAGGACCUCCAGGAUGGCCAGGAGGACUUUGGGGACUUCCAGGAGGACUUUGGGGAUCUCCAGGAGGACUUUGGGGACCUCGGGGACGCCUCUGAGGACCUCGGGGAUGUCUCUGAGGACCUCGGGGACCUCCAGGAAGACCACGGGGACCUCCAGGGGGACCUCAGGCACAUUCAUGAGGACUUUGGGGGCCUCCAUGAGGACCUCCAUGAUGCUGAGGAGGACUUUGAAGACCUCCAGGAGGACCUCGGGGAGGUCCAGGAGGACCUCAAGAACCUGGAGGACCUCAGGGACCUCCAGGAGGACCUCAGGGACACCUCUGAGGACCUCAGGGACCCCUCUGAGGACCUCACGGACCUCAAUGAGGACCCCGGGGACCUCCAGGAGGACCUCGGGGACCUCCCGAUGGAGGUCGGGGCCCCCCGGGACGAGGAGGACGUGGAGAUGGAGGUGGGGGGACCUCCCUGA